GCAAGUCGAUGGGUGGAUGCUGCCAGUGCUAACCCUCUCACGCGCGUGCCGCCUGCUCCGCCUCCCCACCCUCCACCCUGAGGCUAGGGUUUUGCCCGCCGCCGCCGCCGCCGCAAUCCACCACUACUUCCCCUUCUCCUCCGCAUCAACCACCACCAGUCCGAUGGCGUCGUCGUCGCCGGAUUGGUCGGCCUGGCGGACCCGCAAGACGUUCAUCGACUUCUUCGUGUCCAAGUCUCACACGCGGUGGGCUUCGAGCCCCACGGUCCCCGUCGACGACCCCACGCUGCUGUUCGCCAACGCCGGAAUGAACCAGUUCAAGCCGGUCUUCCUCGGAACGGCGGCCCCGGACUCGCCGCUCGGCAGGCUGCGUCGCGCCUGCAACACCCAGAAGUGCAUCCGCGCCGGCGGGAAGCACAACGACCUCGAUGACGUGGGGAAGGACACCUACCACCACACCUUCUUCGAGAUGCUCGGGAACUGGUCCUUCGGGGACUACUUCAAGGAGGAGGCCAUCGGCUGGGCCUGGGAGCUCCUCACCGAGGUUUACAAAUUGCCUACUGACAGAAUUUAUGCCACAUACUUUGGUGGUGAUGAGAAAUCUGGUCUCGCUGCUGAUAAUGAGUCGAAGAACAUAUGGUUGAAAUAUCUACCAGAAGAAAAGGUUCUGCCUUUUGGGUGCAAGGACAACUUUUGGGAGAUGGGUGACACUGGUCCUUGUGGACCCUGUACUGAAAUCCAUUUUGAUCGUAUAGGCAACCGUGAUGCUGCUUCAUUAGUUAACAAUGAUGACCCUACAUGUAUUGAAAUAUGGAACCUUGUGUUCAUUCAGUUCAAUAGGGAGGCAGAUGGUAGUUUAAGAACUUUGCCAGCAAAACAUGUGGACACUGGGUUGGGCUUUGAGCGAUUAAUUUCUAUUCUUCAGAAUAAAAUGAGCAACUAUGACACAGAUGUAUUCAUGCCAUUAUUCGAUGCUAUCCACAAGUUAGCUGGUGAUGGGAUUCAACCAUACUCUGGUAAAGUAGGUUCUGAUGAUGUUGGCAAAGUUGAUAUGGCUUAUAGAGUAGUCGCAGAUCAUAUAAGAACUCUUUCUUUCGCUAUUGCUGAUGGUUCUCAACCUGGAAAUGAGGGAAGAGAAUAUGUUCUGAGGCGUAUACUCAGACGGGCUGUUCACUUUGGUCAUCAGAAAUUGAAGACAAAGCCAAAGUUUUUUAGCUCCCUUGUUAAUGUUUUUGUACAAAUGAUGGGUGAUGUGUUUCCUGAGCUAAAAGACAACGAAAAGAAGAUCCAAGAUAUAAUUAGAGAUGAAGAAGAAAGCUUUGAGAACACUCUAGCAAAGGGGUACGAGAAAUUUAAGAAAGCUGCAGAUGCUGUUAAGGAGAAUGGAGGGACAGUGCUUAGUGGUCAGGAUGCAUUUAUCCUGUGGGAUACGUAUGGUUAUCCGAUUGAUUUGACUGAGGUCAUGGCAAUUGACUAUGGGCUGACUGUCGACAAAGAGGGUUUUAAUGCUUCUAUGGAAGAAGCAAGGCAAAAAGCUAGGAAUGCUCGCAACAAGGCUGGAGGGAAUUCUAUUGUUAUGGAUGCCAAUGCUACAGCACAGCUGCGCAACGAGGGGCUUGCUAGCACAGAUGAUAGCCCAAAGUUCAUGUGGCCCAAGGAACAUGGAAGUGUGGUCAAGGCCAUCUAUACUGGCUCAGAAUACAUAGCUACUGCAUCAGGUUAUGAGGAUUUGGGCCUUGUGUUGGAAAGUACAAGCUUCUAUGCAGAACAGGGUGGUCAGAUAUAUGACACUGGGAGAAUUGAAGGGUCUUUUGGAACUUUUAAUGUGAACAAUGUCCAAGUGUUUGCUGGCUAUGUUUUGCAUAUUGGUUCGUUUACAGAAAGUUCUAAGGCUUUAUCUGUUGGUGAUAGUGUAAUAUGCAAGGUUGAUUAUGAUCGGCGCACUCUAAUUGCUCCAAAUCACACAUGUACACAUAUGCUGAACUUUGCUCUGAGGGAAGUACUUGGCGAUCAUGUUGACCAGAAAGGUUCAAUAGUUCUACCUGAGAAGCUGAGAUUUGAUUUUUCUCAUGGAAAACCUGUUCAGCCUGAAGAUUUGAGAAAAAUUGAGUCCAUAGUGAACCAACAAAUAAAGGAUGAGCUGGAUGUAUAUGCUAGUGAAAUAAAAUUAGCAGACGCAAAGCGCAUAAAUGGUCUACGUGCUGUGUUUGGUGAAAUUUACCCCGAUCCCGUAAGAGUUGUAUCAGUUGGCCGCAAGGUAGAAGAUCUGCUUGCAAAUCCAGAGAACAAAGAGUGGCUAUCCAUAUCAACUGAGCUGUGUGGAGGUACACAUAUCUCGAACACGAGAGAUGCCAAAGCAUUUGCACUUAUAUCUGAAGAGGGUAUCGCAAAAGGUGUUAGGAGGAUAACAGCUGUUACUGCUGGAUGUGCCUCCCAGGCUAUGGAGUUAGCAUCAUCUAUUGAUUGUGACAUCAGUGAAGCAUCUCAAUUGGAGGGAGCAAUAUUGGAGAAGCAAAUUGCUUCCAUCAAGAAUAAGCUGGAUGCAUCUGCCAUCCCUGCUGCCAGAAAAGCUGAUCUAAGAGGCAUGGUUUCCAAGUUGGAGGAUCAACUUAGGAAGGCCAAGAAGAAAAUGGGUGAACAGAAUAUCCAAAAGGCUGUAAAGACUGCAAUGGAUGCAGCUGAAGCUGCUCUUUCAGAAAAGAAGCCCUUUUGUGUCACUCAUGUUGAUGUGGGCCUUGAUACCACUGCUGUCCGGGAAGCGGUUAUCAAGGUCAUGGCCCAAAAGGGUUUGCCAAUAAUGCUAUUCAGCACAGAUGAGGCAUCAAACAAAGCUGUUAUCUAUGCUGGUGUGCCACCCAACACUACCAGUGGCUUCAAGGUGUUGGAUUGGCUAACACCUUCAAUUGCACCACUGAAGGGAAGAGGUGGUGGUGGCAAGAAUGGUGUUGCCCAGGGCCAGGGAAGUGAUGCUUCUCAACUCAAGGAGGCAAUGGAGCUCGCGAACAACAUUGCCGCGAUGAAGCUCAGCUGAUGGGUCGAAUACCUUGUGCACUCUACUUUCGAGCUCAUGUGUGGCUGUAGGUCCAGCGCUCUUCACUUUUACAUUCCGUCUUUCACCUAACAGAAAUUAUGUAAGGUUUGCUGUUUCAUUUACAUACUAUACCAUUCAAACCACAUGAUGACAUACAACCUAACUAUUAAGAGCUGGCUGCUGCAGUUAUCUUAUUUCUGCUGAUGUAUAAGGUGUUAAAUUAUUCAAUACAUCAUGUGGCAUUAUUUGAA
Molecule: messenger RNA, 3282 nt
Organism: Panicum hallii
Lineage: Eukaryota; Viridiplantae; Streptophyta; Magnoliopsida; Poales; Poaceae
Product: alanine--tRNA ligase
Exons: 22
Coding region: 17-3031 (1004 amino acids)
Biological process (GO): tRNA modification; alanyl-tRNA aminoacylation
Cellular component (GO): chloroplast; cytoplasm; mitochondrion
Molecular function (GO): ATP binding; aminoacyl-tRNA deacylase activity; alanine-tRNA ligase activity
Source: RefSeq, a predicted model, not a curated record